Molecule: messenger RNA, 756 nt
Organism: Exophiala bonariae
Lineage: Eukaryota; Fungi; Ascomycota; Eurotiomycetes; Chaetothyriales; Herpotrichiellaceae
Exons: 2
Coding region: 1-756 (251 amino acids)
Molecular function (GO): hydrolase activity
Source: RefSeq, a predicted model, not a curated record
AUGUCGGUAGGAGACUGCUGCGUCAAAGGGUUUGAAUGGGAUGGUACGCCAACCGGAAAGACGGGUCGUCUUCCUGGCUCCGACAACGACACCUACAUCGCUGGGGAUGAAACCAGCGAUGCAGCCGUGUUACUCGUCGCGGAUUUGUUUGGAUGGACAUUCAAUAACAUUCGGCUCUUAGCGGACCACUAUGCGCGUGAAGGCAAAGUGACAGUGUACGCGCCUGACUUCUUUGGCGGCGAGGUCAUACCUUCCGAUCUUCUUGUCAGCGAGCAGUAUGAUAAGGUAGAUCUUCCAGGGUUUCUAGAGAGAAACGGUCGGGAGGCCCGAGAAAACGAGAUCUUCCAAUUCGCAAAGGCAUUGAGAGCAAAGUAUAAGAAGGUUGGAGCGAUCGGAUUCUGUUAUGGUGGAUGGGCGGUCUUUCGUCUGGGCGCAAAGGAGAAUCAACCACCGCUCGUUGAUUGUAUCGUUGCAGGCCAUCCUUCCUUGUUGACCAAGCAGGAUAUUGAUGAGGUUGCUGUGCCGGUGCAAAUGCUAGCUCCGGAGAUAGAUCUCAUGUACACGGCUGAGUUCAAGAGCCACACCUUCGAGACACUCUUGAAGUUGAACGUAACUUUCGACUAUCAGCACUUCCCUGGCGUCGAGCAUGCUUGCUUCGUUCGUGGCAACGAAAAGAAGCCGGGUGAGCUCGAAGCCAUGGUUCGAGGAAAGAACGCUGCUGUGGAUUGGAUCAAGCGGUUCUUGCAUGAGCUUUGA